AUGCACGCAAAACAAACGAACGUACGACUGACGAAUCUCGUCCUACACCCGACGCUGACCAACUCUACAUUUUCACCAAAGAAGAACGCUAAAAAUGACAGGUUAUGGAUUAAAACAAACACGAAACUGGGAAAAGUCUAUCUGGAGAGGCAACAAAGUUGCAAAUAUUAUAAGACAGGGGGUUACUGCCCAGCCCCCCUGGUCCCCGUUGGCGACGCAUUUGCCCAUGAAAUUGAUCCCCAUAAAGGAACUCAACUCUUGGAAAUUUAUGCGCUCGAAAUUCAAAUAUAUACGGAACAGAAGAAUCACAAGCAACUUGAGGAACUAUAUGAACGCAGUCUAAAAGUGCGUUCAACAAUUCCCCAUCCAAUGAUUAUGAGUGUUAUAAGAGAAUGUGGCGAAAAUAUGCAUCUGAGGGCUGGAGAUUACGAAAAGGCUUACACCGUCUUUUUCGAGGCGUUCAAGAACUAUGAUGAAGCAAGAAAUCCACGGCGAGUAUAUUGUCUGAAAUAUAUCAUUCUUAAUAGUAUGGUGCUCAAAUCUGCUAUUAACCCAUUUGAAUCAGAGAUCUAG
Messenger RNA from Leptinotarsa decemlineata (Colorado potato beetle), 573 nucleotides. Its product is annotated as COP9 signalosome complex subunit 2-like. Lineage: Eukaryota; Metazoa; Arthropoda; Insecta; Coleoptera; Chrysomelidae. The record is from RefSeq and is a predicted model, not a curated record.